Molecule: messenger RNA, 963 nt
Organism: Somion occarium
Lineage: Eukaryota; Fungi; Basidiomycota; Agaricomycetes; Polyporales; Cerrenaceae
Source: the annotation of a GenBank genome assembly
GUCGUCGGGUCAUUCAAGUCUCUCUCCUGCUCCUCUGCCACUUGCUCUUUCUCUCUGCUUUCAUCCCCCUUGGCACAUUACAACCUCUGAACUGCGCCAGUAUACCAUCUCUACCCAUGGGUCGCGUUCUAUUAAAGGUUAUCAUCCUUGGUGAUAGUGGGGUCGGGAAGACCUCCUUGAUGAACCAAUAUGUGAACAAGCGAUUUAGCAACCAGUACAAAGCCACAAUCGGCGCAGACUUCUUAACGAAGGAGGUUAUGGUGGAUGACCGUCUUGUUACUAUGCAGUUAUGGGACACAGCUGGUCAGGAACGCUUCCAGUCUCUUGGCGUGGCUUUCUAUCGUGGCGCAGACUGUUGUGUAUUGGUGUAUGACGUGAACAGUGCAAAAUCAUUCGAAACCUUGGAUAGUUGGCGAGAUGAAUUCCUCAUUCAAGCCAGUCCUCAUGACCCAGAGAACUUCCCUUUUGUCGUUCUCGGUAACAAGAUUGAUAUGGAGGAGAAUAAGCGUCAGGUCACGCAGAAACGUGCAAUGACAUGGUGCCAGUCGAAGGGCAACAUCCCCUACUUUGAGACUUCGGCGAAGGAAGCCAUAAAUGUCGAACAGGCAUUCCAGACCGUUGCGAAGAACGCUCUCCAACAAGAGGCAGAGGAGCAACUAUAUGUCGAUUAUCCUGAUCCGAUCAGGAUCGAUUCUGAGAGCUCGCAGAACUAUGGCUGCAGUUGCUGAAUCGCCUGACGGACUUCUUUGGACCUGUAUCCUUUUAUCUCAUAUUUCUCGUUUCCUCCUUCGUCAUGCCACGACCCUCGCACGUUGUCCUUUCUGAUGUUUGCACUAAUAUAUCGACACCUUCGUUUCAAGUUGUUUUGUCAUCUGUAUAUUCAUAUCCGCAAUUGUGAUGUUACUGGAUUUUGUACUUUCGCAAGCUAGACUUCUUGGAAUAACCUGACUGGUGCGGUACCAC